Hevea brasiliensis (rubber tree) is the source of this 1647-nucleotide messenger RNA. Its product is annotated as dof zinc finger protein DOF4.6. The coding region runs from base 266 to 1120 and encodes 284 amino acids. Gene Ontology annotation, molecular function: DNA-binding transcription factor activity; DNA binding. The transcript has 2 exons. Gene Ontology annotation, biological process: regulation of DNA-templated transcription. NCBI's taxonomy places the organism in Eukaryota, Viridiplantae, Streptophyta, Magnoliopsida, Malpighiales, Euphorbiaceae. The record is from RefSeq and is a predicted model, not a curated record.
CAGACAAAUAUUCCCCACUUUAGAAUUAAAAUGCUAAAUUGAUAAUGUAAGAAGGCAGGGAUAUUAUAAUUAGAGGUCUCUCUCUCUCUCUGUGGCAUGUACAUACGCACACAGCUCAUAAAGCAAGGUGGUACACACGCAUAGGGCUUCCACUCAAAACCAUCCCAAACUUUCCUUCUUGCUUUUGAAACCAAUUUCAAGAAAAGGGUGUUUUUAUUUUUCUUUCUUUUCAUCAACAAUAAUCUCUGAAUCUUCAGUUUCAUCCAUGGAUACUGCUCAGUGGCCACAGGAGAUAAUGGUGAAACCAAUAGAAGAGAUAGUCACAAACACAUGCCCAAAGCCUGCAGCUUUGGAGAGGAAGGCCAGACCUCAAAAAGAGCAAGCCUUGAACUGUCCAAGGUGCAAUUCAACCAACACUAAGUUCUGUUACUAUAACAACUACAGUCUCACUCAGCCUAGAUACUUCUGCAAGACUUGUAGAAGGUAUUGGACUGAAGGUGGUUCGCUCAGAAACAUUCCUGUCGGUGGUGGUUCCAGAAAGAACAAGAGAUCAGCUUCUUCUACUUCUUCAUCUUCUUCCUCUUCAUCUUCUAAGAAACUUCCUGAUCUUGUUACACCUCCAAGUUUGUCACAGUCUUCUAUUCAAAACCCUAAGAUCCAUGAAGGCCAAGAUCUCAACAUAGCUUUCCCAUCUACUCAAGGUAUAAGAAGUUUCUCUGAAUUGAUUCAAGUACCUAACGUUGAAACCAACAACAAGAACCAAAUCUCUUCUUCUUCUACAUCCACUACAUCUCAACUUUCAGCUUUGGAACUGCUAACGGGAAUCUCUUCAAGGGGUUUGAAUUCUUUCAUGCCUAUGCCAGUUCAAGAUCCAAACUCAGUUUACACAUCUGGGUUUUCUCUUCAAGAUUUCAAGCCAACGUUGAAUUUCUCUCUGGAUGGGCUUGGAAGUGGGUAUGGUAGUGUCCAGGGGGUUCAAGAGACUGGUGGGAGGCUUUUGUUUCCGUUUGAAGAUCUAAAGCAAGUCUCAAGCGCAACUGAUAUUGAGCCGAACAGAGAGCAGGGAGAUUCAGCUGGAUAUUGGACAGGAAUGUUGGGUGGAGGUGGAGGAUCAUGGUAAAGCUAGACAGAUGAAGAAAAUAAGUAAUCUGGGCGGUUUUUUUUUUUUCCUUUGGAUUUUUUAAAAAAAAAAACUUUUUAUUAAUUUGGGUGACCUGUUUGGAUUUCUUCAUUACUAACAGAUAGGAUACAUGGGUUUCUCUAUAUUUGCUUUGUUAUUUUAAUUUCAAUCAUCUUCUUUACUAUCUUAAUUAAACUCUGGAUGUUUGAAGCUUCUUUUAGAUUGGCUUCAUUUUAAGUGGGGAAAUGGGGUUUGUAUAAGAUACAAGAAGAAGAAGAAGAAGAGAUCAAGCUAAGCCCAGAUUUUUUUUAGGGUAUGCAACGAGUACAAGAGGUCAUGAACCACGUACAUAUGCUCCACUUCAUAUCAUGUCAUGUCUCUUCCAUCACUAAAGCAAGAGCUAGCAGGAAGGCUUACCCAUCUAGCUAUUAUGUGUCAUUGGUUGUAGCUUGGUAUAAAAAACAAAAUAAUGUAUGAUGUGAAAAUUUGUAAGGAGUUCUAUGGAUGAAAGGCUUUGUUCAUUAUUA